Messenger RNA from Penicillium concentricum, 687 nucleotides. RefSeq lists its product as uncharacterized. The record is from RefSeq and is a predicted model, not a curated record. NCBI's taxonomy places the organism in Eukaryota, Fungi, Ascomycota, Eurotiomycetes, Eurotiales, Aspergillaceae. The coding region runs from base 1 to 687 and encodes 228 amino acids. The transcript is spliced from 2 exons.
AUGUCCACGACCAUUCUUGAUCCAAAGAAAAUGGAGAUUCACUCGGUCUCCAUAAGAUCCAAUAGUACUCUAAGCAUUGGGGCCUUUUGUCUCCCACUACCAUCUCGCCAAACCGAGAUUUUUGUCUACAACCCAGACGGCACCGAGGCCUAUGUCUCCACGCGGGACAAGCGUUCCUCAGGCAAUGCAAUCCUGUCUCACCCAAAGCGCGAAAAUCUUAUCCGAACUGAAUACUUCUUCGGUCCGAGCCGCGAUCCCGUUGUGCACCUGCUUCAACCUUCGAGUGACAUUCCCGAGCAAGUGAUUGUUGCUGGAAAAUGGACCUCCCGCACAAUGCGCUUUGGUAUGCCUGGAGGUAAACAGUUUGAAUGGGAAUAUGCCAAGGAAAAAAGGGCAGACGGGCAGAAAGUCAAUUUGAUUGUUUUCCACGUAGUAGAAGAAAAGGGCAAGAGUAAAGAGACCCAAGGCCACAGAAUUGCACAGCUAGUUCGUGGAGUGGAUUCUCGGACGCCCGGCACGUCGCGGUCUUCUGCGGGAAAUGGGGGUGAAUUGCAGAUUGACGAAGCUGCGUUACAGUCCCUCGAAUUGGACGAGGCGGUUAUUGUUGUGACUUGCCUGAUGAUGUUGAAGGAGAUUGACCGACGGAGGAUGAUUCAAUUUGCAAUGAUCGCGGGAGCUGGUAAUUGA